Messenger RNA from Dromaius novaehollandiae (emu), 5150 nucleotides. It is a transcript of the gene MIEF1, whose product is annotated as mitochondrial elongation factor 1. The record is from RefSeq and is a predicted model, not a curated record. Gene Ontology annotation, cellular component: mitochondrial outer membrane. The transcript is spliced from 5 exons. NCBI's taxonomy places the organism in Eukaryota, Metazoa, Chordata, Aves, Casuariiformes, Dromaiidae. Gene Ontology annotation, biological process: mitochondrion organization; positive regulation of mitochondrial fission. The coding region runs from base 198 to 1592 and encodes 464 amino acids.
UUAGAGGAUUUCUCUUCUCCGUAGCUUCUUUUGGCCCCACUCACUUUCAUUUGCCUUCCAAAAUCUGCACCUUUACCACGACAGAUGGUUAAUACUCUCUGCCUACCACUACCUUGAAGAAGCCAGGAAGGCGCUUCCGCAGUUGUGCUGGGGGUGCUCUCCUGUUCCCCUUACAAAUGCAUUAAGCCACAGGUGAGAUGGCAGGCGCUGGGCCGCGCAAAGGAAAAAAGGACGACAAUGGCAUCGGCACGGCCAUCGACUUCGUGCUGUCCAACGCCCGGCUCGUGCUGGGUGUGGGUGGAGCUGCUAUGCUGGGCAUUGCCACGCUGGCUGUCAAACGGAUGUACGAUCGGGCGAUCAGUGCUCCCAGCAGCCCUACUCGCUUGAGCCAGUCAGGAAAGAGAAGCUGGGAAGAGCCAAACUGGCUGGGAUCCUCCUCGCGGUUACUGACCCAGGACAUGAAAACUAACCUGAGCCGUUCCCUGCAGACCCUUCCCACUGAUCCUUCAGCUGCGGACACAGACUUUUUCCGACCCACAAAGCCCAAGCCCUCUGCCAAAAGGAGUCAAAUGGAACUGAAAAAAUCACGCCUUCGUUUGUCUCUGCAAGAAAAGCUCUUUGCUUAUUAUCGGAGGAAGGUAGCUAUCCCAGCAGAUGAGCAGGCCCGGGCCAAGCAAGCAGCCGUGGAUAUUUGUGCUGAGCUGCGCAGUUUCCUACGCGCCAAGCUGCCGGACAUGCCGCUGCGUGACAUGUACCUCAGUGGCAGCCUGUAUGAUGAUUUGCAGGUAGUGACAGCCGACCACAUCCAGCUUAUUGUGCCUCUGAUGCUGGAGCAGAACCUGUGGUCAUGCAUCCCUGGGGAGGACACUAUCAUGAACAUUCCUGGCUUCUACUUAGUGCGUCGGGAAAACCCAGAGUACUUUCCCCGUGGGAGCAGCUACUGGGACCGCUGUGUGGUGGGAGGCUACCUUUCCCCCAAAGCUGUAGCAGACACCUUUGAGAAAGUUGUAGCUGGCUCCAUCAACUGGCCAGCCAUUGGGACUCUCUUGGAUUAUGUGAUCCGUCCAGCAGCUCCCCCAGGAGAGUUGACGCUGGAAGUCCAGUAUGAUCCAGAACGGCAUCUUUUUAUUGACUUCCUACCAUCCCUGACACUGGGUGACAUCAUCCUUGUGGCCAAACCCCAUCGAUUGGCCCAGAAUGACAAUCUGUGGCGACUGAGCCUGCGGCCAGCAGAAACUGCUCGCCUCCGGGCCCUGGACCAGUGUGAUUCUGGCUGCCGUUGCUUGUGCCUGAAGAUCUUCAAAGCAGUAUGCAAGCUGAAUCCAGCCCUGGGUCCUCUCACUGCCAGCCAGCUCACCAAUGUCAUUCUGCACCUAUCCGAAGAGGAGUCCAACUGGUCCCAAGAUGUGCUGGCUGACCGCUUCUUGCAGGCGCUGAAGGGAUUGAUCCGCUACUUGGAGGCAGGUGUCCUCCCUAGUGCUCUGAACCCCAAGGUGAACUUGUUUUCAGAGCUCACCCCGGAAGAAGUGGAUGAGCUGGGCUAUACCCUCUAUAGCUCUCUCUCAGAGCCAGAGGUCUUGCUGCAGACGUAAUGGGGCCUUACAGGGGGAAUGUCGAUGGUGUUUAGCCAAGAUGGACUUUGACUACUGCGGAAUAUGUCUCCUCCACUUCUCUGUCUCCUUUUGGUUCAUUAUUAUUUCCUGCAGUGGAGCUGGUGCUCCCACUGGAUUUCUUGGUGCUACUGGUCCAUUUCCACCAUCUCUGUCCCAGCAGGUACCUGUUGGCUAGGGAAAAGAGGAUAAAGCUGCAGCUGUAAGAUCUUUUGGUAACUUCUGCUGAUGUUUAAGUGUCUACCAAAAAACACUAUGCACUUCUUUCUCCUGUGAUACACUUACUGCAGUGAAUCAGUUUUGGUCUGGAGAAGGUGGAACUGGGCUGGUGAAUCCAGUGAUGAUUUUAGCAGACUUGCAUUGAGGUCCUUUCAUUUCUUCCUGUCUGAUUUUACCCCCAUGUUUCUUUGUCUCUCCUGUUCCACACUGUCUCACUUCCCCCUUUUUGUCCCUCAAACCCAGAUGUGCAGCCUGAAUGAGAUAUUUUGGAUAGGGCUGUUUGUUGUAUUUCUGAAUGAACUCUGAAUAAUGAUUAUAUUGACAGUAUUUGGGGCUGUUGAGCUUGGAAGAGGAGAAUGCACUUGCCAUGGCUCCUGUUCCUACAGAGCUUCCUCAUCCUUCGUAAGCUGGGUUUUUAAGAGUAAUGUCCAGCCUGCUGCAACACAGCCAUCAGGACAGGCAAUUCUCACUGAAGCUGUUGCAGGGAGUCUUGGAAAAAACUUCUGUGGUCUGGCUACGUGAUGAGGCUGAAGGAGCAGGACUUGCCAUUCCUGCCUAGCCAGACCUGUUGGGUGUUGCUGGUGGGAAUGGCUCUGGGAAUGGAGAACAGUGUGGCUCUUCAGAUGUAUCUCUCCGGCCUAGAGGAAGAGAGACUGAUUAUGGGGGAGGGGUUGGAGACAUGCAUGGGAACGGGGAUUAUUUUUUCAUCUUUUCCCUGAGAGCAUAUGGUGGUUCUGGUUUUUAGGAGGUGGAAGCAGGACUGUGGGCCUCAAAGAGUUUUGUAAUAUGUACAUAUAAGCCAGAUUCUCAUCAGGUAUAAGUCAGUGAAGCUGACAGGACUGUGCUGGUGUCAUCAGUGAGAUUCUGACCCAUACACAGAGAUUAGUGUACAUAUGCAAUGUUGGCAUUUAGAAAGAAGCUAGCUUCACCAUCUGAUUUCAGUGUGUCUUUUAGUCCAGUUCACCUCAGUCACUUCUGAACUGAAGCUUUUUUCCCCCCUUCCUCAUUCCCAUGUGCUGACUUUCCAGUGUUCUCAGUUUACAAUUACUAUUAGAAAGCUGGGGAGGGCACACCUUCCUCUUCUGUCUGUUUGGACCUAUUGGUAAUGCAUUUCUGCUGGCUCCUGUUUCCCAAUGCUGUCACACUGUUCUCCCUUGACUCUUCUUCCAUCUGCUGCUGGACCAUGGUAUGGUUUUGAGGGAACAGCUGCAGCACAGCUGACAUCUCGUACACUAGCCACGGGGACUCUGUAUACUCUGCAUUCAACCUUUUGGCCUCCUGUCUUCAGAAAGGGGGAGGGAUGGUGUCCUCCUGAGUAUGGGGCUGUGUAUCUCUCACAUGACAAGCACAGCCAUCAUUAGAGAAUCAUAACUGCCUUUCCCCAUGUUUAGCACCUUCCCUUGCUGUCAAGCCUUCCUAGCCAAGGGAGGGGGGUAGUGCAGCAGCAGAGGCUGGAGGGAGCAGGCACCCUUUGCCUUUCCCUCAGGAUGUACUCCCCUUCGACAGGAGAGUUUCAAAGUGAGUUUCAGAAGCAGAACUGCAGAGUCUUUAUCCCUUGUUUUCUUUUUAGAGGCAGUGCAGGUGAGAUGAGGGAGGGCACGUCUUUCUCGGACAAUCCGUCCAUUUUAGCAAGUGUGUCAGAUAGUAUUCUGUAUACAGUGAUAACACAAUGUUACAUUUUAAAUUAUUUAAUCCUUAGGGUACUGGCAUUUUCUAGACUGCCAGAUGCAUACUUUGAAGUUUGUGUGUGUAAAUAGUCUGUAGGCUCUAAAAGGUUAACAGAAAUUCUGUUUGUAAGAUUUUGUGUUUUGUAAGUUUUUGCAGCAGUCAGUGUUGGGUCUGUUAUUGAUUGCUCUUCACUCUAGUUCCUGGAAUUUUUCCUCCUUCCUUUCCCUGUCCUUCACUGCCUUUCUGAUGUCAGCCUUCCUACCCUAAAAGCAGACAGGCAAGACUUGGAGCCCAUAGGGUAUUUGGGGAAAUUCCCCUUUCUUCUAAUUACUUGAAGGUCAACAAAAAUAUUAAAAUAUCAGGGUUGUCAGGAGUUCCCCAUAGGUUCAUUUCUUUAGUGUGAUCUCACCCCUCACUUGGUGCUGAGGCCAAUACCAUGGUUUUCACACAGAAUUGAGCAGCAGUGCGGUUUGAAAUGAUCAAAACUAUAGACACAAAAAAGGUGAGACAGAAGCAGGAGGAAGCCAGUGUCUGAGUUGGCUUCAGAACAUUUGCCACAUACGUAUCUGUAUAUAGAAUUUUUUACAUGGAUGCUUUUGCUUCUUCCUGGCAACCUAAUGAAAUAAUAUUUUAUGGCCAUUUCUUGUUGCUGCUAUUGAGCUGAAUUUGUUUAUCAAAUGGAGACUGAAGCUGCCUUUUUGCCUUUCCUAUAGACUUUGCUCCACUUCAGUCACUUCCAUCAUUUCUUCCUUUCAGUUUUUCCCUUCUUCUGAGCUAGCCACAAGCCCAUUUGUGAGAGGCAAAUGUUCACUUUCUACAGGCAGCCUCCACAGUGGGCAAAAACUGCCCUGGCAGUGGCAGUCUCAGCAAAGGCCAAAGAUGUAAUAGGUCACAGGGAUGCUGUUUCUAUGAGUGUUUCAAGAGCAGGGUCAGGCAUAAGGGGUGAUAGAGGCAGGGAAGAGGGAGCAGGGCAAGUAUGCAGGAAACUCGCACUAAUGCUGUACCCAGCCUGGGGUCAAACAGAUUGUUGGAGAGUCUUUCGAACCAGCACCUUGCAGCGUCAAGAUGCAGUACAUGUGUUGACAUUCAGCCAGGAGGGCUGCUUUGUCUUACCUAUUGGUAGGCUCCUUUCUAGCCAAAAUUGGAGCACAGAGCAGAGGGGCCUAAAGCCGAAUGUGAAAAGGGCAGCUCCUGGCAGAGCGAUUUGGAGACAAAUGAUUGUAACAGGCCCAGAGCUUGCACUGGCUGUUUGCUAUUUGGGCUCCAAAAAUGCCUUGGUGUGUUGUGCUAUAGCUUAGCUAACACAAACUUCCCAUGAGAUUGUCGUCUUGUUCCCUCUAACUGUGGGGCGAGGACCAACUUGCUCAGCAGCCAGUUUUCACUGCUGCUGAGCUCCACUGUUAAGCUUUCAAGUCACGCGGAUUUCUUUUUAAAUAUCUAAAAAACAAUUAUGGAAACAAGAGGCUGCCCUCUGCCUCCUGGCAAGGUGCCAUCACGGCUCUCACUCCUAGCAUGUGGGUACAGUGCGAAGUGAAGAGAUGAUGCCCCAUCUCUUCCAGGCCUGGAGGCUGUGGAUUUGUAAAGGGGAAAGUCUAGUGCAUGGUCUGUGACAGAAUGCGUGGAAUUCUGAAAUAAAAUAACUUUCCACAGUAA